AUGACGGACCGCUCCGUGGCGCCGCAAGCGCUUGCAGACGCUCCUGACGCCACUGACGACGCAGAUCUCGUCAGCUUUGCGUCCUCUUUACUCGAAGCUGCUGACGUCGACUCGGAUCUGCCAGUAGCGGCGCUGGACUUUGCGGCACUCGACGCAGUAGACGCUGCGAUUCAUGCGCCAUCGGACCUCACGUUCGAAUCGAUUGGAACGAGCGACUCGUCGCUUGAUUUGCCUCUGGAGUCAGUUUUAACGACGGAAGGUCAAGUGGAGGAGGUCCUGAGAGCUGGAAACGCUCUUGAAGCCGAUGCGGACGACGGGAUUCGAGUCCUCGUGUGGUUCCGACGCGAUCUUCGACUUCACGACAACCUCGCGCUUACUAAGGCGCUGCAAUUGGUCCAGCAAGUACAAGAUGAAGAGGAGGAGAGCAAGGAUGUAGAAAUGAGAGAAGGAGGGGACCAAAGGACGCAGAAAUCGCGACGCAGAGUGGUGCUCAUUCCGCUGUACAUUGUACACCGCCCGAAGAUCAUGUUGUGCGGCGUGAACCGCUUCCAGUUUAUGCUGGAGAGCGUGUCCGACUUGGCUGAUGCCUUAGCAGCUCGAGGCUCGCGACUUGUGGUGGCACAAGGGGACGGUGUGAAAGUGCUGCGGCGGCUCUUACCAGCGUGGCGCGUCACGCACCUGUUUUUUGAUGCAGCGACGGAACCGUUCGCGAUGGAGCGAGACAACCGCGUUGUGGCACUGGCGACGCGACUGGGCAUUGAGACACAGUUGACAAACGGCUAUUCACUCUAUGACUUUGACGCAAUAAUUGCAGGAAACGGAGGUAAACCACCCAAGACGUACACGGCGUUUCUGCGGGCGCUGGCCAUGCAGCCGGAGCCGCCGAAGCCGUUGCCGACGCCGGAAAAAGUGCCUCCUCUUGUCUUCCUACCAAGUGAAUUGUAUCAGCAGGUGGUCGACUACUGGAAGAACCGUGCAAAGGCUGAUGAAAUCGUGCUGCCGUCGGAUGGUACAGAGAAAGUGAUUGAAGACGAGCCAGAUGACCCAGGAGAAAUGGACAAAGAGCUGAGAGAGAUCGCGGGCUCUGAGCAGCAGUUUGCACUACCUGAAGUGGCUGACUUUGGCUACGACGUACCCGAGCGACAUCCGUUUAUCUAUGGCGGCGAGCAGAUUGCGCUGAGCAUCCUGCGUGAUUACUGUCGAAAUGAAGGCCGCGUGGUUAAGUUUGAGAAGCCCAAGACGUCUCCAGCACAGACGACCCCUUCCGCUUCGACAACAUCGCUGAGUCCAUUUUUGUACUUCGGUUGCAUCAGUCCACGGACAUUCUUGCAUCACGUCCGAAGCAUUCAAGAAAACCAUGCCAAGGCACUUUCCGCUACCCCUGUAAGCUUAGACGGCCAACUGUUGUGGCGGGAAUUCUUCCAUUGUCACGGCUACGCCAAUCCAUAUUUUGACAAAAUGGAGGAAAGUCCUACCUGUCUGCAAAUUGACUGGAGAUGGCACAAGAUUCCAGAGAAGGAAGAGGAUAUGACGGACGACGACAAGCUUGCACGCUCACAAUUCAAAGCGUGGAGAGAGGGGCAGACUGGUUUCCCGUGGAUCGAUGCCAUUAUGAUUCAACUGAAGAAAGAAGGGUGGAUGCAUCAUUUAGCCCGUCACUCGGUCGCGUGCUUCCUUACUCGUGGCAAUUUGUACAUUUCAUGGGUUCGUGGGCUUGAAGUUUUCCAGGAACUACUGAUUGACCACGACUGGGGUAUCAAUGCCGGCAACUGGCUCUGGCUUAGCAGCAGCUAUUUCUUCAAAGCCUACUUCCGCGUCUACUCCCCGUCAACGUUCGGCAAAAACUGGGAUCCCGAGGGUCUGUUCAUUCGCAAGUACGUGCCUGCACUGAGCAAGAUGCCGGUCAAGUACAUCUAUGAGCCCUGGAAAGCGCCAAUGACCGUUCAACAUGCCGCAGGCUGCCUUAUUGGAAAAGACUAUCCAUUCCCCAUUGUGGAUCACAAAAUCGCAGUGCGUCGGUGCAUGGCGGGCAUGAAGAAGUCAUAUGCCGUUGGUAAGUAUGGAUCGCCACCGAUUUCGGAGCCACCUACUAGCCCAACCAACAAACGCCCACGUGAAAACUCUUCGAGUUCGUCGGAGACAUCCGAUGACUCGGCACAGUAG
Molecule: messenger RNA, 2163 nt
Organism: Peronospora matthiolae
Lineage: Eukaryota; Oomycota; Peronosporomycetes; Peronosporales; Peronosporaceae
Source: the annotation of a GenBank genome assembly